GACAGUUCUAAAUGUCUACAAUCGAUCUGUUCUAUUUUUACCCAUAACUUUUCGUUUUACACCUUCUCGAAAAAAAAAACCCCAGUUUUCCUAGAACUUGUGUGUUAGUUGGUGUAUACAUAUAUGCUGUUUUGUUGAUUCGUGUACACAGUUGUUUCAAAAAAAAGGCCACACUACGAUGUCUAGUACAGCACUGGGUCGUCUGGCUGAAGAAAGGAAAGCAUGGAGAAAAGAUCAUCCGUUUGGUUUUGUAGCGACACCAACCAAAAAUGCUGAUGGUACUAUGAAUUUAAUGAAAUGGGACUGUAAAAUACCGGGGAAGAAGGGAACAUCAUGGGAGGGUGGUCUCUUUUCCUUGAAGAUGACUUUCACAGAUGCGUAUCCAAGUGUUGCACCUGAAUGUACAUUUCAACCAACAAUAUUCCACCCAAAUAUUUUUGCAAACGGGGUGGUUUGUCUUUCAUUGCUGCGUGAUGCAAAUUACUGGCGAGAGGCAGUGACCUUAAAAGAGAUUCUUUUAAGCAUCCAAGAUCUUCUAAAUGAACCAAAUCCAAACAGUCCAGCAAAUCGUGAUGCAAAUAUAAUUUAUGUUCAAAACAAGGCAGAAUAUGAAAGGAGGAUUCGGGAACAGGCUUUACAGUUUAAAGAUCCUAAUCUUAAAUAACUUUGAUACAAUAAGUAGUAGUGAGUCACUUGUGAUAUUAAAAAAAAUCAAGAAAUGCC
This is a messenger RNA of Physella acuta, 723 nucleotides long. RefSeq names its product SUMO-conjugating enzyme UBC9-B. The record is from RefSeq and is a predicted model, not a curated record. NCBI's taxonomy places the organism in Eukaryota, Metazoa, Mollusca, Gastropoda, Physidae.